UGUGCAGCUGUGCAGGGGAGCCUGUCUGCUGCUGUCUUGUUGAGGUUCCUGUUUGCCAGUAGGAGUGAUCGUCAGUGCUGAAGCGUGUUGAAACAACGUCGUCCUCCCCCUACCUCUUUUUUUUUUGACUGGCAGAAGAAGUGCGGAUGUAAGCUGCAAAUCGAUACGGAACACGCCGCUAUGAAUGGCUUUUGCUCGAUGAAAUAAUUCACGCCUGCUCAGGCAAUGACAAGCAAUCGCAGCUAUGAAUCCCGAAGAGCAAACGGUAACCUGGUUAAUAUCGCUCGGAGUCCUCAAUUCUCCUAAGAAGAACAUCGCUGACCCGGAGGAGUUCUUGAAAAGCUCGCUCAAGGAUGGGGUCGUGCUGUGCAAGCUCACCGAGCGGCUUGUACCUGGAUUCACUCCCAAGUACUGUCAGGAACCCCGAACAGAAGCCGACUGUAUCGCCAAUGUUAAAGAGUUUUUAAGAGGAUGUUCGUCCUUAAAAGUAGAGGGAUUUGAGCCCGAGUGGUUGUACACUGGUGAAAAUUUUGGCAAGAUCUUGAACACAUUGCUCGCCGUGAACUUUGCCACUCAAGACACGGCUCCUGAACGAUCAUGUGGACAGGCUGGUGGCCCCACCCCUAGUCAGUCAACAUCCUCGCACACAGCCUCGCUCAAGUCUAAAGGCUCCCUGCGACGCCAGUCCAAACCAGUGGAAAUGGCUGAGAACGGAGGUGGAGGGCAGGCGAUGGUCAAAGCCCGCUUUAACUUCAAACAGAACAACGAGGACGAGCUGUCGUUCAGCAAAGGGGACCUGAUUUUGGUAACGCGGCAGGAGGAAGGCGGCUGGUGGGAGGGAACGCUCAACGGCAGGACGGGAUGGUUCCCCAGCAACUACGUCCGAGAGGUCAAAGCCUCUGAUAAGCCACUGUCUCCUAAAGGAAAUCAGUUGACCAAGAACUACUACAGUGUGGUGGUUCAGGACAUCCUGGAACAUGAGCGGGAGUUUGUCAAAGAAUUGCAAACCGUCCUCAGUUGUUACCUUCGACCCCUGCAAGCCAGUGACAAGCUGAGCACAUCUGACAGCGCUGCACUGUGUGGGAACCUGGAGGAUAUUCUCACCUUCCAGCAGGCGCUUUGUGUGUCCUUGGAGGAAUGUACAAAAGUUCCAGAAAGUCAGCAGCGAGUCGCCGGCUGCUAUUUGAAUGUGAUAAGUCAACUCAAGACUCUGUACUUUGCCUACUGCUCCAGCCACCCGUCAGCUGUCUGCAUCCUCACUGAUCACAGUGAGGAAUUGGACAAGUUCAUGGAGAGCCAAGGAGCCAGUUCUCCUGGGAUCCUGACUCUGACCACCAGCCUCAGCAAACCCUUCAUGAGGCUGGACAAGUAUCCCACUCUGCUACAAGAACUGGAGAGACAUGUUGAGGAACAACACCCAGACUUCGCUGAUAUUCUAAAAGCAAUGGCUGCCUUCAGGAGCUUAGUGACACAGUGCCAGGAACUGCGAAAGCGCAAGAACCUGGAGCUCCAAAUCCUGUCUGAACCUGUGCGUGGCUGGGAGGGAGACGGCAUCAAAAGCCUGGGUCACGUGGCCUACAUGUCCCAGGCUCAUGUGAGAAAUGGGUCCAGUGAGGAAAAAGAGGAGCGCUACGUCAUGCUCUUCCCGAACGUGUUGGUGAUGCUCUCAGCCAGUCCUCGAAUGAGUGGUUUUAUAUAUCAGGGACGACUGCCUCUAACUGGCACAACAGUUACGAGACAUGCAGAAGACCCGGACAACUUUGCCUUCGACAUUUCAGGAAGCAUGAUCGAGCGCGUCACUGUCUUCUGCAGUAGUGCUCAGGACUUGGUCGAGUGGCUGGAGCACCUGCAGCCCUUCACCAAAGGUGGCAGUCCUGUAGGAACCAUCUUAAAGCCUGUGGAGGAGAAACCUCUGAGUGUGGUGGGGCCGACCGCUCACCUGUCCCACUUGGCCGUCAGUCGAGGACCUCUGGAGCCACCAAAGAUCAGCAAGCCGUGGUCACUCAGCUGUCUGCGCCCCGCGCCUCCGCUCAGGCCUUCUGCAGCGCUGGGUUACAAAGAGAGGAUGUCUUAUAUCAUGAAGGACUCCAGUAAGAGCCCUCGGCAGAUGAAGAAAUUCCUGCCCGGCAACAGGAAGAAGGACCGCAAGCCUUCUGACGACGAGCUUCACAUGAGGAAAAGCACAGUGGCACUGGAGGAAGACGCUCAGAUUCUGAGAGUAAUAGAAGCCUACUGCACGGGGGCAAGUUUACAUCAGGCCACCACAGCGGUGCGGAAGGAGUGUGUGCCGCAGGUUCUUCUGCCGGAGGAGGAGAAGAUCAUCGUGGAAGAGAUGAAGAGCAACGGGCAGACAGUGAUCGAGGAAAAGAGUCUGGUGGAUGCUGUGUACGCUCUGAAGGAUGAAGUUCAUGAACUGAAAAAGGAUCAGAAGUGGAUGAAGCAGUUUCUGGAGGAGGAGCAGAAGUCCCGAAAAGAGCUGGAGAGAGUGGUCAAGAAACUGGCCAAACAGAAGAAUGACUGCGGGUGGGAUGACGGAGGCCACUGAGCCCGUCCAUUUUCCAGUCCCACGCAGCAGAGCUGGACCGCUGCUCCAGGACCUAUGACAUUUCCAUGAGAUGGUUUCUGUCUUCCUGAUUCCUCCUCUGCGGACAAGAACCUGCUUCACGGUGAAGCCGCCCUCCUUCAGAGACUAGCUAAGAGGGGCACUUCAGAAGUCUUUCCACUGAGCCGCUGUGAGUUUAGUCGAAGACUGUAUUCCAUUUUCUGCUCAGCCUGCUGGAUAAUGAAAGCGAGUGUCAAGCCAUGGAGGACUUUUCUUAAGAGAGGAUCAGUUCUCAUCCCUGCACUGCGGGUCAACGCAUUCAUUUAGCUUCCACUGCAUCAUAUUUGGCUUGAUUUGACUAACAAUGUCAUAUUUGUUUGCUGAGUUUGUGUCCGUUUAUGACUAUAGCUCAAUGACUCUGUGUCAUAGGUUCUCAAUUAGGUAGAAAUAAUAUGAGUUAUCACAAAUAUAUAUAUAUAAAAAUGCACAGAUAUAUGACUUCUUUUAAUGCACCCAAGAAAUAAAUCUUAUUUAUUGUUUCAUAUAAGUAUAUUUACAGUUUGACUAGCAGCUCUGCCCAAUUUGAGUUUGUCUUAAAAUGGUCUCUUCCUCAUGAUGGUUGAGGAGGCGUCUGAAUUGGAGAGGAAUUGUAGUUAUAUUGAUGCUAUGGAAAUAUAUGGAAGUAGCUUUUUAGUGUCUGCUGUUCAGUUCAAGUGCCUCUGAAAGAGUCGUUCAAACCUUUUGGUUUUAGUAGUGAAACUUUCAUUCUUGGUUGAUCGCACUAACCUCGGGAUGACAGGUGUCUAAAGGAAGAUUUUAUCAACACAAGAGUGGUCAUCAUGUUCACAAUGUUGUGCUUUUAGCACGUUGUUGAGCCUCUUCAGUGGCUGUGAGGUUGUUCUGAAGAAUGUUCUUGACUGUUGUGUUGGGUUGUUGGAGUGAACAAAACUGGCCACUCUGGUGUUGGGAACAUCUUCCUUUGAGUUACAUUUAAAACAGAGAAAGUGAGAUUUAUUUACAAAUUAUUGUGUGCGUUACACUGCUUUAAUCGAGAUUAAAAAAGUUUUAAUCUAUUGACGGCUCCAGAUUUUAAAACUCCCUUUUUAAUUUUAACUUUAUUAUUUUCAGCCGGCACUUGGAUUUCAAUUUUAUAAAACCCUUUUCUCUCACGAAGAAGGAAAAAAAACUGGAUCUUAGUGACCUGUCAAAUAAGUUGAAAUAUGUUUGAAUCAUUUUAAACAUAAUGUGAAUUAAAAUUCUGAUUAUGAAUUAUAAUUUUUUAUUAUGAGAUUUCAUUACAUCUCAGAAACUCACGAAUACAGAAAAUCCGAAUACACGCUUUAACAAUUGCAAUUGAGAAUAAAAGUGAGUCGCAAAGGGAUCAAUGUUGACUUAAAAUAUUUAAUAUAAAAUAUAGGAAUGAACCUUUUAAAGUAUAAUGCAGCCAAAUUCAGUGUUGGAAAUUUUGUUUAAAUGAACAAAAUGGCUUGUGAGAACUGGUGAAAUGGUUGAUGUUGAGAAGCUUUUCUAUGAUAUAUACACAGCUCUGCUGGAAUAUUUUGAUAGAAAAGCCCACUAUUAUCAAUUCAAAAUAUAUUAAUUUAUUUUCAUUAAAAAAGUUUUAUACUAUCAUAUUUCUAAUUCAAUAACUAAUAAAGUGCUUAUAUUCUGAAAUAACAAAGUAAAGAUUAGUACAUGAAUGAUGGCAUUUAAAUAGAAAAAAAUAAAAUUGUAUGUUGUGUUGGAAAGUUGCAUAAACUCCAGUGUUCAGGAUUUGAAAAGUGAUGGAAUCAUGCGAUGACAAAAGUUCCUUUUAUCGCUUCAUUCUGAGUGAAAAAACUCAAUAAAAUAGAAAUGUACGAGGUGGUGCAUGCGCUUCAGUACUGAGGGCGACAAGCAUCUCACAUGAGAAUUCUAGUGGAACCAAACGUUGUCUCACUGUAACCCAGUGGAAAAGAAACCAAGACCCACUUUUGAAAACUGAACCCACCAAUCAGAUCAUUGGGAUUUCGUGUGCAUCAUUAAUGCUUCUGCAAUCCUUUAAAUGCCAUACAUGGGCUUUCAGGUUUAUUGAAAAAGAAUGUCUUGACAUUUCAAAGACUCUCACUGAGACGUUUCCUGAGGCUUCAGCUGCAGACGAGAGAGUGCGCUGCUUCGUCGCCCCGGGUUGCAUGAUCAACCAGUUCAAUGCAAUAAUAAAAACCAAACAGCAUUUAUGGAAUGGAUUAUGUUAAAAGCAAAGGUUGAAUCAUGGAAAAUUCCUGUUGCACAAUGAAGACAGGGCAGGUACGAGGUUGCACUGGUGCCGCUGCAUUGCUCAAUGGCACCACCUUAAGGCGGCGAUUAUGGUUUUGAGUGUGUAACUAGGAUGCUGUUUUAUUGUAAGUACAAAUAUUGCAUUGUUUCCUUCCUAUCGCGUUUGACACGGGCGAGUGUGAGUGGUUGCUUGUUCUUCCAAACAGGCCUCACCUCCGUCUUUUGUUUGUAUGGCUCUAUGCAAUUCUGGCUGUUGGUUUUUAUCUGAAACUCCUCUGUUUGCUAUGUUCAUCCCUAUAUUAAAAUCUUCUGAU
Molecule: messenger RNA, 5112 nt
Organism: Synchiropus splendidus (mandarinfish)
Lineage: Eukaryota; Metazoa; Chordata; Actinopteri; Syngnathiformes; Callionymidae
Gene: arhgef6
Product: Rac/Cdc42 guanine nucleotide exchange factor (GEF) 6
Exons: 22
Coding region: 245-2545 (766 amino acids)
Molecular function (GO): guanyl-nucleotide exchange factor activity; protein binding
Source: RefSeq, a predicted model, not a curated record